ACCAGAGAAAAUCCAACCCUGAUGCUUUUGCCCUCGGGAGCUCCUCUGGGGCAGAAACGUUUCUGUUCUUCUGUGGGGUGAAUGCAUCAGAGGGGCUCUUGGGGGCUCAGGCAAUGUGGCUUCCGAGUCACGCUGCCACCCUUCCCACCUCCGCCGAACAUCCGUGGCUGCGUCAGCGGCACGAGGGCUCCGUGCUGGCCAGAGGGCCAGAGCGCUUCCUCUUCUCUCGCUGAAGUGAGGCCAAGCUUGGCCGCCACUCCCCCCCCAGCAAUCCCGUCUCUCCUCCUCCUCUGCCCCCUCUAAUCUCUUUUCCUCCCUCCGCACAACCGAGGUUAGGGGUGAAGUGGCUGCUUCCUCCCCAGCCAGCACGGCUUGGCCCGCGGGUUACAAAGAAGAGGAAAUAACAAGCUUGUUGUCUUCGUGCCCGGGCUGCCGUGGCCGCGGGGUCACUUUCCACAAGGGAGGUGGGGUGUCCUCGGGCGGAGGCCCGCGUUGCCCCUCGGGUUGGCGGCGACCCUGCUGUCCUGGAGGGAAGUGAGCGCUGGGCUGCGCUCCAUGGCCACGUGGAUCGCACCACCAGGCCGCUGGAACAAGGAAGGAGGCCACCCACUGACCUAGACGGACGCACAAGACACGUGUCCGCAUAUCCGAGAACCCCCCAGCAUUGAUGGCUUGAUUCAAUUUAUACCUCUGCCUCUCUGGCUGGGGGUGGUGGUUGGGCUGUCACAGCCCCCGCCAUCACUAUCUCACUGGUCCAAGGCUGUCGCGGGUCUUGCUCCCGUGCGGCUGCAUCGGGUGGCACAGGGUGGAGGAAUUGCGCAACUCUUGAAAUGGGAAGGGGCACCAAUGAGAAGAACCCCGAAUGGACCAGGGCAGUGUGGCCAUCCCAUCCUCUCGGUGCAUUUGGGUGGAAAAUUUGAGCAUUUCCUGGACCUACAAUGGCUGCCUUCCCAACCCGGCUGCUUCCGAACGUGCGGGCCAAAGGUUGAGGUUGUUGAUGAGAUCUUGCCACCUCCAGCGGGUCCCACGGUGGUGGUGGCGGUGCUGUUUGCUGCUGUUCGGGGUUGCACCUGUUUUCCAGUGGGGAGAGCGGCUUGCACGUUCAACCCACUUCUUCUUCUCUUCCCAGCUGAACCCACCAGUGACCCUGAUCCUGCAGGAUGACACUUGCUGGCUGGCCAAGCUUUCUUUGGUUUCUGGAGAAGGGGACGCCAAUUCGGUGAUCUACAAGAAGGAUGACUCCAUUUGGUGUAAAACCACCAAGCCUCUUUCGGAAGGAGAUGCGCUGAAGGCGUUCGUCAUGGCUGAGCCGAUGGGGAUCCCCAACCACGCUGGGAAGACCGAGAGUGGGGAGUCUGCUCCCCCGGUAGCUCUGCCUCCCGAAAUCCAGCUUCUUCCACAGCAAGCUGGGAUGGCAGCCAUCUUGGCCACGGCAGUUGUCAACAAGGACGUGUUUCCCUGCAAAGACUGCGGCAUCUGGUACCGGAGCGAGCGGAACCUGCAGGCCCACCUGAUGUACUACUGUGCCAGCCGCCAAAGCACCGGCUCGCCCGCCAUGGAUGAAAAGCCCAAGGAGGCCUACCCCAAUGAGCGCAUCUGCCCCUUCCCCCAGUGCCAGAAGAGCUGCCCCAGCGCCAGCUCCCUGGAGAUCCACAUGCGCAGCCACAGCGGAGAGAGGCCAUUCGUCUGUCUCAUCUGUCUGUCUGCCUUUACAACAAAAGCCAACUGUGAGCGACAUCUGAAAGUUCACACAGAUACCCUGAAUGGUGUCUGCCACAGCUGUGGCUUCAUCUCCACCACUCGGGACAUCCUCUACAGCCACUUGGUCACGAAUCACAUGAUCUGCCAGCCUGGCUCCAAAGGAGAGCUCUACUCCCCAAGUCCCACCAUCCCUGCUUCCACCACUAAGCCACUGGUCCCGGGCUUGAGUUCUCCAGGCUCGUCCUCUGCACUCAAGUGCAGCUUCUGUGGCUACGUGGCCACCUGCCUGACCAGCCUCCAGCAGCACGGGGCUCUGCACUGCACUGCAGCAGCGGCUCUGCCCAGCUCAGACCCCAAAGCUGCCCCGCAGAGCCAGUCGGAGGCCCCUGCCAAGUCACCUCUACAAGGGGUGAAGGGGUCCCCUGCAGAGGAGGCGGGAAACUGUUCUCCUCCCCAAGAAAAAAGUCCCCCUGCCGCCUGGGCUGAUGGGGCACCCCCCGUGCAAAUCAAGGAAGAGCCCUUAGAUGAGGGGGAAAACCCUCAAGGAGUCCCCCAAGAAGAGACGGCUUCUGAACCGGAGGCUGAGCUCGAUGCCUCCUCCAGGGCGCCCUCGCCGCACAGCCUGCACUCGGUGAAGGUGAAGUCUGAGAUCACCAGCCCCACGCCAGGAUCCAGCCCGGUGCCCGGCGAGCUUGGUGCCAGUGCUCCUGGAGGCACCGUCUUUCUGCCCCAGUACGUGUUUGGCCAUGAAGCCAGCGUGAUGCCACAGGCGUCGGAGAUCUUGGCCAAGAUGUCCGAGCUGGUCCACAGCCGCCUGAAGCAAGGCCACGGGGGGGUGCCACCCGCCCUCUUCCCCGGCACCCCGGUGCCCAAAGGCGCAACCUGCUUUGAGUGUGAGAUCACGUUCAACAACAUCAACAACUAUUACGUCCACAAGCGCCUUUAUUGCUCCAGCCGCCGCCUCACGGAGGAAGGUCCCACCGGCCCACGCAAAGCAAAGCUGGCGCCCGGCGCUGCGCCCAAAGGUCUGAGCACUGCCGGGCCACAUCUGUCGCCCCAGCCCCCCGGAGAGAGCAGAGCAGCACCGGAGGGGGAGCCUGAGGGGGACGCCACCCCUCCUGCCCUAGAGAUCAAGCAAGAGGACAAAGGGGAGGAGGGGGGAGGGGCAAAAGCCAGCCCUUCCCCCGAGACCGACGGAACCGGGCGCACCAGCGAGGGGAGCCCGAGCCCGGGGGCCAGCUCUGUGGAGGAGCCGGAGGACGACCCCAGCCGGACAGUCUGCGAAGCCUGCAACAUCCGCUUCAGCCGCCACGAGACCUACAUGGUGCACAAGCGCUACUACUGCGCCUCCCGCCACGACCCGCCCCUGCGCCGGACCAGCGCGGCCGGCAAGCUGCCCUUCCUCCCGCAGCCCGUCCGCACGCGCAAGCGGCGCAAGCUGUACGAGAUCCAUAGCGCCGGCAGCCCGUUGGGGGGCGCCCCAGAGGGCCCCCGCCCUGAGGCACCUCCCGUGGUCCCCGCUCUCAUUUCCGUGGUCAAGGCCGCCCCGUCUCCCAGCUCGAGCCCAGAUGCCGAGGGCCCCAUCGACCUCAGCAAGAAGCCCCGCCCGCACGGCGGGAGCCGCGUGCUCCCGGCCUCCCUGCUGCCCCUGGCGGACUACCACGAGUGCACGGCCUGCCGGAUAAGCUUCCACAGCCUCGACAGCUACCUGGCCCACAAGAAGUACUACUGUCCGGCCACCCCCUUGCAGCCAAGCACCAUGGAGGAGCUGCAGAAGAUCAAGGGCGCCGUCCCGGCCCCCUUGAAGCCCCGGGACAGCCCCGAGGGCUCGGCCGAGGAGCCUGAAGGGGCGCCCGUCAAGAUGGAGAAGGUAGCGCCUUCCUUGAGCCCGGGGGCUGCACCGGCCAGCUUCCCUGGCGUGGAUCCGCUCCAGCCGCGCUACCUGGAGGGCAAGGCCCAGCACCUCCAAGGCGCAAAGGUGCCCCUGGCCGUGUGCCCUUACUGCCCGAUCAAUGGCACCGUGAAGGGGGACUUGGUAGAGCACUUCCGUAACGCCCAUGGACUGUUUGUGGCCAAAACGGUGGCGGGGGCCACACUGAUCGAGGCCACCCGGACGCUGGCCGACGGCAGCCUGCUUCCCCCGCUGCCGGCCGCCUCCCCGCCACAGCCCACCCCCCGACUGCACAAGGACAGCUUCAACGGGAAAGAGGUGCCCGUCCCCCCCAUGUCCAACGGGAGCCCUCGCCCCACGGCUUCUCCCCAGCCCCUCCUGCCCCUCUCCCCCUCCGUCCCCUUGCCCCUCUCGCCCCUGCCCGAGGCGCUCCCGAGCGUCCCCCCUCCCGGGUACACGGACAAAGGUGCGCAGGCCCCUUCCGGCAAAGGGCUGCCCACCCCUGUCGCCAAUGGCAGCCAUCGGUAUUGCCGCCUUUGCAACAUCAAGUUCAGCAGUUUGUCCACCUUCAUCGCCCACAAGAAGUACUACUGCUCCUCCCACGCAGCCGAGCACAUCAAGUAGCGCGCCAGCCCUGCCCCUUGCGCCCGAGCAGCGUUGGCCUCCUUGGAAGCACAGGCCUCCUGCCGAGGGGGCUGCCCCCAAAGUGCCCUCUGC
Messenger RNA from Python bivittatus (Burmese python), 4309 nucleotides. NCBI's taxonomy places the organism in Eukaryota, Metazoa, Chordata, Lepidosauria, Squamata, Pythonidae. The record is from RefSeq and is a predicted model, not a curated record.